This is a messenger RNA of Lemur catta (Ring-tailed lemur), 2218 nucleotides long. It is a transcript of the gene SLC35A5, whose product is annotated as solute carrier family 35 member A5. The coding region runs from base 247 to 1521 and encodes 424 amino acids. Gene Ontology annotation, biological process: pyrimidine nucleotide-sugar transmembrane transport. Gene Ontology annotation, molecular function: pyrimidine nucleotide-sugar transmembrane transporter activity. Gene Ontology annotation, cellular component: Golgi membrane. The record is from RefSeq and is a predicted model, not a curated record. The transcript has 12 exons. Lineage: Eukaryota; Metazoa; Chordata; Mammalia; Primates; Lemuridae.
GCCUGCGCAAUGGGGCCCGGGUCCGCUUCUUCCCAGUCAGGACGUUAUCGUGCUUUUUGUUUCGCAACAGGAGGCUUGGGAUAGGGGGCUUUUUCGCCUUUAUUUCCCAGCCUAGCUUCUCCGCCUAUGGACCCCAGAAGAUACUGCUGAUAGUACGGAACUAUACAGUCAUUGUCUCAGCUCUAGGAUGUACGUUCCGUCACCAGAAGCUCUUCUGAGGGACCGAGGCAAUUAAAAAACAGUGGAAUGGAAAGAAAGUGUUGUAGUCGUCCUAUGUUAUGCUCCUUGUCAACAAUGUACACAUUCCUGCUAGGUGCCAUAUUCAUUGCUUUAAGCUCAAGUCGCAUCUUACUGGUAAAAUACUCUGCCAAUGAAGAGAACAAGUAUGAUUAUCUUCCAACUACUGUGAAUGUGUGCUCAGAACUGGUAAAGCUCAUUUUCUGUGUGCUUGUGUCAUUCUCUGUUAUAAAGAAAGAUCAUCAAAGUAGAAAUUUGAAAUGUGCUUCCUGGAAGGAAUUUUGUAAUUUCAUGAAGUGGUCCAUUCCUGCCUUUCUUUAUUUCCUGGAUAACUUGAUUGUCUUCUAUGUCCUAUCCUAUCUUCAGCCUGCCAUGGCUGUUAUCUUCUCAAAUUUUAGCAUUAUAACAACAGCUCUUCUAUUCAGGAUAGUGCUGAAGCGGCAUCUAAACUGGAUACAAUGGGCUAGCCUCCUGAUUCUAUUUUUGUCUAUUGUGGCCUUGACUGCCGGGACUAAAACUUCACAACAUAACCUGGCAGGACAUGGAUUUCAUCAUGAUGCCUUCUUCAGCCCAUCCAAUUCCUGCCUUCUUUUCAGAAAUGAGUGUCCCAGAAAAGACAAUUGCACGACAAAGGAGUGGACUUUUCCUGAAGCUAAGUGGAACACCACAGCCAGGGUUUUCAGUCAUAUUCGCCUUGGCUUGGGCCAUGUUCUUAUUAUAGUCCAGUGUUUUAUUUCUUCAAUGGCCAAUAUCUAUAAUGAAAAGAUACUGAAGGAAGGGAACCAGCUCACUGAAAGCAUCUUCAUACAGAACAGCAAACUCUAUUUCUUUGGCAUUCUUUUUAAUGGGCUGACCCUGGGCCUUCAGAGGAGUAACCGUGAUCAGAUUAAGAACUGUGGAUUUUUUUAUGGCCACAAUGCAUUUUCAGUAGCCCUUAUUUUUGUAACUGCAUUCCAGGGCCUUUCAGUGGCUUUCAUUCUGAAGUUCCUGGAUAACAUGUUCCAUGUUUUGAUGGCCCAGAUCACCACUGUCAUCAUCACAACAGUAUCUGUCCUGGUCUUUGACUUCAGGCCCUCCCUGGAAUUUUUCUUGGAAGCUCCAUCAGUCCUCCUCUCUAUAUUUAUUUAUAAUGCCAGCAAGCCUCAAGGUCUGGAAUAUGCACCUAGGCAAGAAAGGAUCCGAGAUCUAAGUGGCAUUCUUUGGGAGCGUUCCAGUGGGGAUGGAGAAGAACUGGAAAGACUUACCAAACCCAAGAGUGAUGAGUCAGAUGAAGAUACUUUCUAAAAGCGUUUUUUGCCCAAAGUACGGUUUACUUGUGUUAAAUUACCACCUAAUGAGAGAGAGAGCUGGAACUAAAAUGUGAAAUUCUAACGUGGAUGGAUUGGAGUACUUCCUGGGCACCACUGUUUUAAGGAGGAGGAUAAUCUGAAGUAGAUAGGGUUUUCUACGUAUAAGAUCAUAUCAUCUGCAAACAGAGUUGGAGGCUGUCUUAAAGCAGAUUUUUCCUUUUUGAAAGAGUUUUGGCUGAUAUACUUCCUGAGGGAGGGGUAGUGUUUAUGAAGAAUUAAUACUAGUGCCACCAUCUUUCAUGGACAUCUAGACAACUUCUUAGAGGUAGUAGAAGUAAGAAAUUUCCAGAAGAAGCUGUGCCCAAACUAAUUGACCAGGAGGAGAGUGGCAUGGGAAAGCAGUAAUGAGGUGGCUUCCCACUCACCAAAAUUGCAUGCCUGACCACUGAGGGCAGAGAGCUGCUGUGAAUAGGCCCAGUCUUCGUCAUUAGGAGCAGAGAUCACCAGCAACCGCCUCCUCCAUCGGAACCUGGAAAAGAAGCAGAAGGCCGCCAUUACUGCUUCAAACAAUAGGGGCCAGUGUAAGAAGGCAGAGUAACUUUGGCUGUCCGUUUUUUCUGUGCCCAGAAUAAAAAACACUGACCCUUAUUGUCCCAUAGCUCCUCAAAGCCAUUAAACUGCAUUACCACAUU